AUGAUUCCUGAUAGACGUGCUGGAGGCCAGCUCCACAGCCAGUCCCAGCUAGGAGUCAUAUCCACUACCGUCAGCCACAGCCAGUCCCAGCUAGGAGUCAUAUCCACUACCGUCAGCCACAGCCAGUCCCAGCUAGAAGUAAUAUCCACUACCGUCAGCCACAGCCAGUCCCAGCUAGAAGUAAUAUCCACUACCGUCAGCCACAGCCAGUCCCAGCUAGGAGUCAUAUCCAUUACCGUCAGCCGCAGCCAGUCCCAGCUAGGAGUCAUAUCCACUACUGUCAGCCACAGCCAGUCCCAGCUAGGAGUCAUAUCCACUACCGUCAGCCACAGCCAGUCCCAGCUAGGAGUCAUAUCCACUACCGUCAGCCACAGCCAGUCCCAGCUAGGAGUCAUAUCCACUACCGUCAGCCACAGCGAGUCCCAGCUAGGAGUCAUAUCCACAACCGUCAGCCACAGCCAGUCCCAGCUAGAAGUAAUAUCCACUACCGUCAGCCACAGCCAGUCCCAGCUAGGAGUCAUAUCCACUACCAUCAGCCACAGCCAGUCCCAGCUAGGAGUCAUAUCCACUACCAUCAGCCACAGCCAGUCCCAGCUAGGAGUCAUAUCCACUACCGUCAGCCAGUCCCAGCUAGGAGUUAUAUCCACUACCGUCAGCCACAGCCAGUCCCAGGUAGGAGUCAUAUCCACUACCGUCAGCCACAGCCAGUCCCAGCUAGGAGUCAUAUCCACUACCGUCAGCCACAGCCAGUCCCAGCUAGGAGUCAUAUCCACUGCCAUCAGCCACAGCCAGUCCCAGCUAGGAGUCAUAUCCACUACCGUCAGCCACAGCCAGUCCCAGCUAGGAGUCAUAUCCACUACCGUCAGCCACAGCCAGUCCCAGCUAGGAGUCAUAUCCACUACCAUCAGCCACAGCCAGUCCCAGCUAGGAGUCAUAUCCACUACCGUCAGCCACAGCCAGUCCCAGCUAGGAGUCAUAUCUCCUACCAUCAGCCACAGCCAGUCCCAGCUAGGAGUCAUGGCCACUACCAUCAGCCACAGCCAGUCCCAGCUAGGAGUCAUAUCCACUACCGUCAGCCACAGCCAGUCCCAGCUAGGAGUCAUAUCCUCUACCAUCAGCCACAGCCAGUCCCAGCUAGGAGUCAUAUCCACUACCAUCAGCCACAGCCAGUCCCAGCUAGGAGUCAUAUCCACUACCGUCAGCCACAGCCAGUCCCAUCUAGGAGUCAUAUCCACUACCAUCAGCCACAGCCAGUCCCAGCUAGGAGUCAUGUCCACUACCGUCAGCCACAGCCAGUCCCAGCUAGGAGUCAUAUCCUCUACCAUCAGCCACAGCCAGUCCCAGCUAGGAGUCAUAUCCACUACCAUCAGCCACAGCCAGUCCCAGCUAGGAGUCAUAUCCAUUACCGUCAGCCACAGCCAGUCCCAUCUAGGAGUCAUAUCCACUACCGUCAGCCGCAGCCAGUCCAGCUAG
Oncorhynchus mykiss (rainbow trout) is the source of this 1473-nucleotide messenger RNA. The record is from RefSeq and is a predicted model, not a curated record. Lineage: Eukaryota; Metazoa; Chordata; Actinopteri; Salmoniformes; Salmonidae.